AUGAGCAAAUUCCAGGAGAAUAUUAAGCACUUGAUCCCAAGACCAAAAACACCAGUCGUCAAACCACCGAUGUACCGCUCGAUUUACACUGAGUCUGUGAGGAGGACGUACAAGUCGAACAAUAACUGUCAUAAAACUAUGGGCUAUGCCGAAGUUGAGCUCGAUCCACCGUCACAGUUUCUAAAAAAACACACCAGAAAAGAGAUGAGACCAUUUGUCGAAAUAAAUAGAACCAAAUGCUGUGCUAGAAAAUCGAUUCAGCGGCCGUGCGACGGCGCACCGACAAAUGCUUCCAAAAAACUGCCAACAAAAACGCGGAAAAACAUUAGGCAAACUAACAUCAUUGACGUUAUAAGGAGGGUGCCACCAUUGCCGAAGCAUCGGGUCCAAGACACGAGGAAUGGACACAUAAUUGUUCUGAACGAAGCUGGAUGGAGCCCACGUACGUGUCCAAGAAGAAUAGAUAAAACGUUUUUAUAUAAACAAAAUUAUGGGAAAACACCUGCUUACAAUCGUGAAAAAUGUAACAAGGAAAAAGAAAUGGCCCAAUUGAUGGAGACUGAACGAAAACGAGCUGUAAAACCUCCAUUCCGGUAUUUGCCCGAAAGCGAACGUAACGAAAUGUUAAGCGGACUGAAGACAAAUUGGGCUGAACUUCACAAGGAAUUUUUACUGUUGCCAAUGCUCACCGACACGGUACCGAAAAUGAAAAGGAAAACCAUGUUGGAGAAGCAAUUGAACAACUUGGAGAAAGACAUCGACCUGUUAGAGAGGAACCCCUCCAUUUAUGUAUGCCAAGAUGUAUAG
Messenger RNA from Macrosiphum euphorbiae (potato aphid), 807 nucleotides. The record is from the annotation of a GenBank genome assembly. Lineage: Eukaryota; Metazoa; Arthropoda; Insecta; Hemiptera; Aphididae.